Molecule: messenger RNA, 1851 nt
Organism: Vespa crabro (European hornet)
Lineage: Eukaryota; Metazoa; Arthropoda; Insecta; Hymenoptera; Vespidae
Product: Golgi to ER traffic protein 4 homolog
Exons: 7
Coding region: 150-1106 (318 amino acids)
Biological process (GO): protein insertion into ER membrane
Cellular component (GO): BAT3 complex; cytosol
Molecular function (GO): protein binding
Source: RefSeq, a predicted model, not a curated record
UGUAUGUUACAACGUUAUGUUAGAUUUGUACUUUGAUAUACUUGUAAAUUCGUUGACCGCAUUAUUAAUCGAAUAGCAAUGGUACCAAUCGCAAAAAUAAUAUCGUGAUUGCCAAUUGGUAAAUAAAAACAUCCCUAUCAAGCAUAAACAUGGCCUCGCGGUAUAAUCACGGUGUUCAGCGAGUUUUAGCAAAAUUAGAAGCAUCUAUAAAUUCAGAAAAUUAUUAUGAAGCUCAUCAAAUGUACAGAACUUUAUAUUUCAGAUAUCUCGGACAGAAGAAGUAUGCAGAAUUAUUGGAAUUAUUGUACAAUGGAUCUUUACUUUUGUUACAGCACGAACAGCAUGUUAGCGGAGCCGACUUAGGAAUUUUAUUAGUAAAUGUUUUAAUACAAUCAGAGUUACAACCAUCAUCGGAAUAUUUCGAAAAGAUAACACAUCUAUUUAGUUUAAUGAGCCCGUUCUCUCCCGAAAGAGAAUCAUUUGUACAGUCGGCUCUUCGAUGGAGUACAAAAGGUACAAAUCAUAAAACUGGAGAUCCUGAAUUACAUCAAAGAAUGGCACAAGUAUUUUGGAGAGAGAAAAAUUAUUUAAUGGCUAAACAACAUUUCAUACAUAGUAAAGAUGGUUCUGGAUGUGCCGCAAUGUUAGUAGAAUUACAUGAACAACGUGGAUAUUCAAAUGAGAUAGACCUUUUUAUAGCCCAAGCAGUUUUGCAAUAUCUUUGUUUACAAAAUAAGAAAACUGCACAGGAAGUAUUUAAUUCUUAUACUUCUCGACAUCCAAAAAUAAAUAGCGGUCCACCAUAUCUUCUUCCUUUAUUGAACUUUCUAUUCUUCUUAUUAAAAACAAUUGAUAGCGGUAAAUUAGGAGUUUUUACAGUUCUUUGCGAUCAAUAUCAGAUAUCCUUGAACAGAGAUCCUUGUUAUCGUCAAUAUUUAGAUAAAAUAGGCCAGUUGUUCUUCAAUGUUCCACCACCACGUCCUCGUAAUACUGGAUUAUUUGGAUCACUUUUGCAAUCAUUUUUUAAUGGUUUAGAAGAAGAGGAUUCAGACGAUGAACAGCGAAAUAUAGCAUCGACGUCGCACGCGACACAAGAACUUGACUGAUUAAAGAUAUUUUCAGCUCCUGUAUCUCCUCCAUCUCAUAUGCCUGCAAUCGUAAAAUUUUAAAAGAAGUGAUGCAGUAUAGAUUUCAGGAAACAUUAGAUGCAGAAGCCUUAGGUAUGAAAGUAUGUGGGGGAAGAAUAUCGAAAGGAUUUUUAAAAAUAUUUGUGGCAUGUAUAUACUGAAUUCAAAAUAGCCCCUAAAAUAAUCUGUUUUACAUACUAAUAUUCCAGUUUUAAAGCAGUUUUAAAAGGACAAUGAUUAAAUAUACACGUGAUUAUGAAAUAUUAAUUAUCUAGUUACACAAAAUAAAUUUGCAUUAGCUGUAAUGAAUUCAGCAGAUAUAGGCUAAUAAAAAAAAAACCGAGUAAAAAAAGCUCGAUAAUGAAUAUACCAUUAACAAUAAUGUCCUAUUUAUCAUACAUAUAAUCACUAAAGCAUGUAUUUGCGCGUAAUUGUUAGAUCAAAGAUUUAUUUUAUAUAAGCUACAUCGCAAGACAAAUAAACCUGACGUAAUCGUAACAUUGUAACUUCCGACAUAAGAUUCUUAAUGCAUUCGCUCGUAUAAAUAUUGAGUGUAAAUUGUAAUUUGUAGUUGCAAGCAAUAUACUUAUUUAUUUUAAUCUGCCAUUACACAAAAAAAAAAUGGAACUUUUACAAUUAACACUAAUCUAAUGUGUUGCAUCGUAAGUUAAGGGAAAAACAAAAAAAAAAAAAAAACAAAAAGAAGAAAAAAAAAAAAUAACAA